Messenger RNA from Orycteropus afer afer, 822 nucleotides. It is a transcript of the gene SPSB4, whose product is annotated as splA/ryanodine receptor domain and SOCS box containing 4. Gene Ontology annotation, biological process: intracellular signal transduction; proteasome-mediated ubiquitin-dependent protein catabolic process. Gene Ontology annotation, cellular component: SCF ubiquitin ligase complex. The transcript is spliced from 2 exons. The record is from RefSeq and is a predicted model, not a curated record. NCBI's taxonomy places the organism in Eukaryota, Metazoa, Chordata, Mammalia, Tubulidentata, Orycteropodidae. Gene Ontology annotation, molecular function: protein binding. The coding region runs from base 1 to 822 and encodes 273 amino acids.
AUGGGACAGAAGCUCUCAGGGAGCCUCAAGUCCGUGGAGGUGCGCGAACCAGCUCUGAGGCCGGCCAAGCGGGAACUGCUUGGGGCAGAGCCUGGGCGACCGGCGCGGCUGGACCAGCUGUUGGACAUGCCAGCGGUGGGGCUGGCUGUGCAGCUGCGGCAUGCGUGGAACCCGGAAGACCGCUCGCUCAAUGUCUUCGUCAAGGAUGACGACCGGCUCACUUUUCACCGGCACCCGGUGGCCCAGAGCACUGACGGCAUCCGCGGCAAGGUGGGCCACGCCCGUGGCCUGCAUGCCUGGCAGAUCAACUGGCCAGCUCGCCAGCGUGGCACUCAUGCUGUAGUUGGUGUGGCCACAGCGCGUGCACCCCUGCACUCAGUGGGCUACACAGCACUGGUGGGCAGCGAUGCUGAGUCGUGGGGCUGGGACCUGGGCCGCAGCCGCCUCUACCAUGACGGCAAGAACCGGCCCGGCGUGGCCUACCCCGCCUUCCUGGGACCCGAUGAGGCCUUCGCCCUGCCAGACUCGCUGCUUGUUGUACUGGACAUGGAUGAGGGCACGCUCAGCUUCGUAGUAGAUGGCCAGUACUUGGGUGUGGCCUUCCGUGGGCUCAAGGGCAAGAAGCUGUAUCCAGUGGUGAGUGCCGUGUGGGGCCACUGCGAAGUCACCAUGCGCUACAUCAACGGCCUUGACCCGGAGCCUCUGCCGCUUAUGGACCUGUGCCGAAGAUCCAUCCGCUCCGCCCUGGGCCGCCAGCGCCUGCAGGACAUUGGCUCCCUGCCCCUGCCUCAGUCUCUCAAAAACUACCUGCAGUACCAGUGA